Molecule: messenger RNA, 1536 nt
Organism: Rotaria sp. Silwood1
Lineage: Eukaryota; Metazoa; Rotifera; Eurotatoria; Philodinida; Philodinidae
Source: the annotation of a GenBank genome assembly
AUGUCUGGCAUUAAUAUUGAAAAAAUUAAUGAAGAUUGUAUUCGUUUUUCAUUUACUAAUGGUUCAUUGGAGGUAAUCAUUCGAUGUGGUGACUUAAGUGAAGAAGCAUGUGAUGCUAUUGUUAAUUCUACAAAUACACUUUUGAUUCCCGAUGGAGGAUUGGAUGCUCGUAUACAUCAAAAGAUGGGUCAAUUUUUUACAGAUCAAGUCGUUGCUAUUCAUAAAGAUAUGCAAGCAAAUUCAUGUCCUGUUGGACAAUCACGUAUUUUUAUUGGAAAAUUUAAUCGUGAACAAAACGAUGCACGUUUUGUUAUAAGUACUGUAGGUCCAAUUUAUACAGAAACAGAGAAAGAACGUGCUGGCUUUUUAUUACAAUCAUGCUAUUAUACAUCAUUGGCACUUGCUAAUAUUUAUCAACUUACUUCGAUUGCAUACCCAGCAAUAUCAUGUGGAGCAAAUCAUUUUCCUCUAGAUGAAGCAGCUCGUGUGGCUAUUGAUUCAAUAAGACGAUUUUCAUAUAAUGUAAAAGAUGUUCGAUUUGUUUUAUAUGAACGUUCUACAUAUGAUGUUUUCGUUCAAGAAUGGACUGAUUAUGCACAACAAAUAAAUCAAGGCGCAAAUAAGACUGAUGAAACUAGCGAAGAUAAAAGUGAAGAACCGAAAAAAUCUAAAAUACCACCACCCGUACCACCAAAACCAUCAGCUCGUACUUGUGUUCUUUGUAAACAACAAAAAUUACCUGCUGAUCGAGAAAAUUUAUGUCUUGAUUGUUCACAAUUGGCACGUCCACAUGUAUUUAAACUUUUUUUAUCAAAUUUACGUGUAGCUAGUGAAAAAUCAUAUGCUGAACUUGUACAAGAAUGUCAAUUAUUAAAACCAGUUUUAAAAUUAUAUUCACUGAUUUAUACUCCAGCUAAGGUAUUUGAUCCAGCUAUUCAUGUACGUGAUCCUGUUGCUGAACAUUAUAUACAUCAAUAUUGUGAUAAAAAUUUUCGUAAUUCUAUACCAUUAUCAAUUGCCGGUGAUGGAAAUUGUUUUUAUAAUACAUUUGUUAAAUUAGGAGGAAUAGGUUCAACUACUGAUGGAUCUAUUUUAACAUCAAUUGAACUUCGAGCAAGAAAUGUUGUUGAGCUUGUUCUUAACAUAGAUGUAUAUAGGUCUCAGUAUGAUAGUAUAUCACCUAUUCUUGAUGAAUUUGAAAAUUAUGUUAGCAAAGAAAUGGUACGUGAUACAAAUUAUGCAGCUGUUUGGGAUCUACUCAGUAUACCAACUGUAUUGAAUAUUCAUUUAAUUUGUGCUUAUCCGAAAGUCAAUGGUUUAGAAGAUUUAAAUUAUCAAUAUCUCAAUAAUGCUCAAUUUGUGCCAUUGAGAGAAGAUCACGCUGAUAAUAAUCAAGAGAAGAAAUCAGAAAAAUCAUUGAUAGUAAAAGAAAUUAAACUACUUUUUUCUCAUUGUAGUAGACCCAGUGUUGGAUACUCAAAAGAAAAAAAAGAAUGGCUACCUAAUCAUUUUGUACCUCUUCUUAACAUGCAUUAA